UUGAUCAAGAGAGGAAGUUUUGAAGAAGAGAGGAAGCACUUUGUUGAAGAGAGGAAGCAUCUUGAUCAAGAGAGGAAGUACUUUGUUGAAGAGAGGAAGCAUCUUGAUCAAGAGAGGAAGUACUUUGAAGAAGAGAGGAAGCACCUUGAUCAAGAGAGGAAGCACCUUGAUCAAGAGAGGAAGUACUUUGAAGAAGAGAGGAAGCACUUUGUUGAAGAGAGGAAGCACUUUGAUUUAGAGAGGAAGCUGCAUGAUGUAGUGAGGAAGCUGCAUGAUGAAGAGAGGAAGCUGCAUGAUGGAGUGAGGAAGCAUCUUGAUCAAGAGAGGAAGUACUUUGAAGAAGAGAGGAAUCACUUUGUUGAAGAGAGGAAGCAUCUUGAUGAAGAGAGGAAGCAUCUUGAUGAAGAGAGGAAGCACCUUGAUCAAGAGAGGAAGUACUUUGUUGAAGAGAGGAAGCAUCUUGAUGAAGAGAGGAAGCACCUUGAUCAAGAGAGGAAGCACUUUGAAGAAGAGAGGAAGCUGCAUGAUGGAGUGAGGAAGCAUCUUGAUCAAGAGAGGAAGUACUUUGAAGAAGAGAGGAAGCACUUUGAUUUAGAGAGGAAGCUGCAUGAUCAAGAGAGGAAGCUGCAUGAUGGAGUGAGGAAGCAUCUUGAUGAAGAGAGGAAGUACUUUGAAGAAGAGAGGAAUCACUUUGUUGAAGAGAGAAAGCAUCUUGAUGAAGAGAGGAAGCAUCUUGAUCAAGAGAGGAAGCAUCUUGAUCAAGAGAGGAAGCACCUUGAUGAAGAGAGGAAGCUGCAUGAUGGAUGCAUGAUGGAGUGA
Molecule: messenger RNA, 819 nt
Organism: Trichomonas vaginalis G3
Lineage: Eukaryota; Parabasalia; Trichomonadida; Trichomonadidae
Product: zebrafish ch73-193c12.2-related family
Exons: 1
Source: RefSeq, a predicted model, not a curated record